Messenger RNA from Symsagittifera roscoffensis, 2600 nucleotides. Its product is annotated as glycine--tRNA ligase-like. The coding region runs from base 28 to 2217 and encodes 729 amino acids. The transcript has 6 exons. The record is from RefSeq and is a predicted model, not a curated record. Gene Ontology annotation, molecular function: ATP binding; glycine-tRNA ligase activity. Gene Ontology annotation, cellular component: mitochondrion; cytoplasm. Lineage: Eukaryota; Metazoa; Xenacoelomorpha; Acoela; Convolutidae. Gene Ontology annotation, biological process: mitochondrial glycyl-tRNA aminoacylation.
GCAUAGUGUUUUGCUACUAAAUUGUGUAUGCGUUGGUUGUUGAAUACAGCGAGAUUGGUCAGAAUAACUUCAGCAGAGUCAGUGUGCAAGAAGACCUUCAUCCGAAACAAAAACAAAGUCAGAAUCAUGUCCGCUCCUCCCAAUACAGCAACACCAUCUACUAGUGAUCCAAACUCUCUAGACUUGGACAAACUGAGGUUGAGUGUAAGUGAGCAAGGAGAUAUUUUGAGGAGUCUGAAGGAACAAAAUGCAUCAGUGGACGAAGUUAAGAAAGCGACAACAGAGCUGAAACUUCGCAAAAAAGCAUUGGAAGAUGCCAAAUUUGAGGCGAAUAAGGGCAACUGGGAUAUAGACCGGAAAAAACUGGAAGAUGUGGUUAAGCGCAGAUUUAUUUACAGUCAAGCAUUUAGUAUUUACGGAGGUGUCGCUGGAUUGUAUGAUUUUGGACCAGUAGGCUGUGCAAUUAAGUCGAAUAUUCUGAAUGAGUGGAAGUCUCAUUUCAUUCUGGAGGAAAGCAUGUUAGAGGUGGAAACAUCAAUGCUGACUCCUGAGCCAGUGCUGAAAAACAGUGGUCACGUGGACAGAUUCGCGGACUUCAUGGCCAAAGAUGUGAACACGGGCGAAUGUCUGAGGGCAGACCAUCUGCUGAAAGCACACUUGACCAGUCUCUGUGAGGCAGACGACUGCCACUUCGACAAGUACAAAGAGUACCAGUCUGUCAUCACACAAAUGGACAACUAUGGACAACAGGAGCUGACAGAACUGUUCAAAAAGUACCAAGUGAAGAACCCUAGAAACGGAAAUGCAGUCUCCGACCCAGUGCCAUUCAACUUAAUGUUCGCCACUCCAAUUGGGCCAAGUGCAGCUAACACACCCGGAUUCUUGCGACCAGAAACGGCGCAGGGAAUAUUUGUCAAUUUCAAGAAACUUCUCGAUUUCAACAAUGGAAAACUUCCUUUCGCAGCUGCACAAAUUGGAAGUUCGUUUAGAAAUGAAAUCUCGCCCAGAGCUGGACUGUUGCGUGUGAGGGAGUUCACCAUGGCGGAAAUCGAGCACUUUAUCGACCCCAAUGAGAAAACUACGCCGAAGUUUGAAAAGGUGAAAGACCUGGAGCUGACUCUAUUCUCAAAGGGUCAGCAGAUGUCUGGUGGUAGCGCAGUGCCAGUUAAACUGGGAGACGCAGUGGAGAGUGGGAUGAUAGCGAACAAUGUGUUGGGAUACUUCAUCGGCAGAAUCUAUCUGUUUCUAGUGAAGAUCGGAGCUGAUCCCUCCAAGAUCAGAUUCAGGCAGCACAUGGACAACGAGAUGGCACACUACGCAUGUGACUGCUGGGAUGCAGAAAUGAACACGACGUACGGGUGGAUAGAAUGUGUGGGCUGUGCAGACAGGUCCUGCUAUGACCUCACCCAACACUCCAAAGGCACUGGAAUCAAAAUGGUGGCUGAGAAAGACCUCCCGGCACCAGUUCAGAAACAGAUAGUCGAGGUUGUACCAAACAAGGGUGCUCUGGGGAAGCAGUUCAAAGGAGAGGCUAAGGCCAUCUUCACAUAUCUGGAGGCUCUCUCAGACUGUGACAUAAAGGAAAUAGAACAGAGUCUGGAACAGAACGGAGUUUACGAGUUGAAAAUAGCGGCCACUGAUCAAACAUACCAACUGACGAAAGACUUGAUCACGAUUGAGAAAAAGAUGAAGACUUUCCACAUCGACGAGUUCACGCCUUCGGUCAUUGAACCCUCAUUUGGAAUUGGAAGAAUAAUGUACGCCGUUUUGGAGCAUGUCUUCAAAAUCAGACCCGAAGACGACCAGAAACGAUAUCUUUCUCUGCCGGCUUCUGUCGCGCCUUACAAGUGUUCCAUAAUUUGCAUAAGCGCUAAGCCAGAGUUUGACCCGUUCCUGGAUCAAAUUUUCACUAGUUUGAGACGGCUGAAUGUUAGCUUUAAAUUCGACUCAGGCAAGACUGGCAUCGGGAGGAAGUACGCAAGGACGGAUGAGAUAGGUAUUCCGUUUGGCAUCACGCUAGACAUGGACACUUUCGGAGUGAAGCCGCAUUCGGUCACAUUAAGAGAACGAGACUCAACAAAGCAGGUGCGCAUUAACGUAGAAGAGGUGGCCCAGGUGGUCAGUGACCUGUCCAUGCAGAACUGCACUUGGCAAGAUGUGCUCCAGAAGUUUCCUGCCUUCUCAGCAUCUGCUGACAGCGACUCGGAGCAAAAGUGAAAAACAAACGAUGGAAAAUGAACUGCUUUUAUAGAUGGGCUCCUGCAAGUUGCGAAUAUUUACAUGAAAUGGAAGAAUAACGAAUUUCAAUGGAUCGACAAAGAAAACUGGGAAAAGAAGUGAAAUUAUUACGCUGGUGUUGGAGUAUAAAUUUUUGUCUUGAUGUAUACAUCCUAAAUUUACUUUUCAAUUAGGUUCGGGAAAAGGCAUGGUUAAAAAUCAUCUUGUGAUGAUUUAAUUUUAUGUUGAUAUCCUAAAAUCUCAUCACUGAUAUGGUUUUUGGCUCAUCUGAAGUCUGAUAUAAAAAUUAUAGUAAACAACACAAGUUAUUGUUCAUUUGGGAUGUUUUUAUUGACUUUUGAGGCUGUGAGUUCAUUGAGUUA